UCACGGGAUAAAUUGUCAAUAACACACGUACAACAUAAUUCAUUAUAAAGUAAAAUUACCUCCCGUUAUCCCCUCACAGGAGCACAAAUUUAUGAAGGCGGGACUCAUGCAUACGCACAAAAUUCUGGCCAAUGGAAUUUGAUCCGAUCCUUCUACAAUAUACGUAUUCGAUGACAGCGUCUGACAAUGUCAAUCAAUCCAACGACGUAUAUACAUAUAUACGUACGUGUGAGAUAUUGAUAAAGAUACUUCGCUGACAAUGAGAUGGCGAUCGUCGCGCAUGCGCGGGAGAAACUCGGCCCGUAUCACAACACAGUUCGUGCAGUUCGGUUCAGUUCGUAGGCGAGCCAGACGAGCUCAGUUUGGUUCCGUUAUAUCGGACGUGACGAAGCGUUCGCAGUCUCUUCGUUUCACGGGACUCUCGCAUUCUCGCGUCGUCGUCGGCCUCCGUCGUCAUCGUGGCAGUUUAUAGUGACCGUAGUAGUGGACGACGUCGCGAAGAGACGCCUGUGUGAUCAUGAAAAGUGCGAGGAUGCGUGAAAUCGGCUAGCGUGGUGGACCCUACGAGAGCGUACGGAGCACGUUCCGGAGGACAAAAAUGGCGCUCGAGUAUGUUAGCUGUACUUCUUCCUAUUGAACCUCGACGCGACGUUGACAAACAUAGAAGCGACAGACGACGUCGAUGAAGCAUCUGCGAGGCAGAAUCACCACGAAGUCGUCAUUCGUUAGGUAGCUCUUAAGACGUUCCUCUUGCGAAGAAGAAUUCACGGUAAAAAUCGCGCGAUACAAAUCUCCCUCGCAGUCCAUCCAAGUGCUUGCGACGCUCAAGAAGCAAUCUUGAUUUAAGAAAUUGGAAAAAUCCCAAUCGGAGGAACAGGAGAACUUUGGCAAGGCUACCUCUUUUCCGAUCUAUUAUAUUUUCCGUAAUUGAAAAGUCGGGAAUGAAUUUCCUUGCGCGCGCGAAACGCGAGACGGUGAGAUUGGCAAGUGCGUAAAGUGAUAAUCAAGAAAAUACGAACGACCGGAAGUUGCAAAUCGGUCGCGAAUGCAUCGACAGGCCGAAAUCAUCCGUCGUUGAAUCGAAAUUAAGGUUUCUCGUGAAAUCGUUGGAAGCCACGGUGGGUAGACCCUCGAGAUCCUCGCUUGCCGCAGGUCCGGGUACCUGCACGUUACACGCAACAGGCAUCAAAGUGCGGUGCCCCGGCCUCAGGGGUGAGAUGGCCUUCAUGAUGAAGAAGAAGAAGUACAAAUUCUCGGUGGAGGUCGACCUCGAGGAGCUCACGGCGGUGCCGUUUGUCAGUGCUGUACUCUUUGCCAAGCUGAGGCUCCUGGAUGGCGGCUCAUUCGUCGAUCAUUCCACUAGGGAGGAAGUGCAGGAGCACACAGUGAGAUGGAAUGCGAAGUUCGAGUUUUUAUGCAAGAUGAGCGCCAAUGCAUCCACAGGCGUGCUCGAUCCAUGCAUUUUAAGGAUAUCCGUGAGAAAGGAAUUGAAAGGAGGUAGAUCCUUCCAGAAAUUAGGUUUUACCGACCUGAACCUGGCCGAAUUCGCAGGAGCUGGCUUCUGCCGAAGAAGAUGCCUUCUCGAGGGCUAUGACGCGCGACAUCGUCAGGAUAACUCCAUGUUGCGCGUAGCCAUCAAGAUGAACAUGCUCUCCGGAGAUAUUUUGUUUAAAGUCCCUUCCCCGUCGUUAAAGCAGACGCAGCUAGCAGUGCCCGGGGGGGUGCAAGGUGUACCUGGCAUUACCGGUGACGAGGUGACACCAUCCGAGAGAUGCACUAAUCGGGAGGAUUACGUGUCUACCGGCUCGUUGGCGGGAAGUAUAGCUAGCGCCAGUAGUGGUUUUGGUAGUCUUCCCAAAAAGAGGCCCGCACUCUUCACCUCCGAACUUCUUAGCGGAACGGAGACGUACGACCCGAUGACUCUCAGCGAGAUCGUACCCUCGGCAAUUCCGGUAGAAGCUCUCGUGGAAGCGCAUACGGAAUCGGGUCACUCGCGCAACAGCAGUAACACCAGCCAACUUAGCAAAGGGUCUGGCUACGGUUCUUUGAACUCGCAUAGCCAACACAGCAGACAGAGUAGUAGCGGUGACAGUGGUCACAUUAGCUUCAAGCAACUUCCUCAUUCUCAGUCUCUUGACUCUAACUGCGAAACUUUGGACUCUCUAUGUUUUUUUUACUUUACGUCACCCUCCUGGCCGGUAUGGGCACCACGAAUCCCCAACUCCUUCCAAAACACGUCCGCACAACCAAUCCCUACGGACUGUCAACCCGACUCCUAUAUCAAUCCCUUGUCAUCGUACCCAUCUUCCUUAUCGCACGUGACCUCCAGAACUCGAUUCUGGUCAACGUCGAGCCCUCUCUCCUCGCGUAACCGUCUGACAGAUAUGGAAAAUGUGUCAUCGACGGCCUGCAUUACCGCGAACAAUGUUUAUUCGGAUGGAAAGCAGCAGCAAUCGCUGUGCGCAAUCGGAAACGGUUUUUUGAACAAUAUGAGCAAUUCGCGACAAAAUGAUAAUGACAAUGACGCGAGCGCAGAUGUUCGAGUGGCGCCCGGUAUCUUCAGGAUGCCCGAUGUGCCACGACACUCGCGUAAGAAUUACGAGAGAAGCGGCUUUGACACGCGUAAUGAACGUAACGCGAUGAUGAGCUCGAUCGCUAAAGAGAAUGACCAGCAACAGAAUAACGUCUUCCCGAUCGCGCAGCAGAGAAUCAGCGCUACGGGUUGGCUCGGUAUGUCGAAGACCUGCGAUUGCAUCGAGAAGGGCAAAACAAGCCCGGUUUUGCGACUAGUCGAUCAAGCCAGAGCCGUAUCCUCUCCCGAUCCUCUCCAUAGGCCCGACAAUCAAAGAGCUUUGCUACGCCCCGCGAUGACAGCUCAAACCCUCAGGGGUAUUGGCGGAGGUCACCGGAAGUUGCUGGACGGGGCGGGGGGCAAGCUGGCUACGGUCGCCACCAGUCCAGCGGACUCUGAGGAGUCCUCAUUAGGGGUACCGGAAGUCGCUCCACCGAGCUCGCAGCAUCGAAACAGCAUUACCCCACCAAAUCCUUCCGGCGGUUCGGGUCUCAGCGAAACUGGAUCCCUGGACCGUGCUAAGGCCGCAUUGGAACGUAGGAAAAAAGCGGAGGACGGUACUGGUAAUCCCAUCCUCUGUAGAGUUGAAGUUACCAGGCCGAAUCCUGACUCUCUCAUCGACGAGCUGCUUAAAGCAACGAAUCUGGAGCAGACGGAUCUGGAAAGUUCCGAGACAACUGGUCUUCAACUAUUUAUCGCGAAAGACGGAACGGCUGCACUUGGCAGUCACGAGGUGAAGAGCCAAAUGCCUGCUGGCGUGUUCAAGCAGGUAGUGAUGGAAGAGAACAACAGGUAACACGAAGCCAUGACCACGAGACGGCAAUACCCAAGACAAACCAGCGCUACAUUCUCGUUGGCCCUGGUGCCGGAGCUCGUUUACGAGGCCUACGAGCCGCGGUAGUUAUAAGAGAGAAGACGACAAUGUUGACGGAUAGGAAAUCAUCGACUCGGAAGAAACAGCCAAACGUUAUUGUUGUCGAAUUAUUCUUUUAAUAGAUUUAAAAUUAUUACAAAAGGAAAAAUAAACCAACGAAUUUUCGCGAAUUGAAUUGAUAUUCUUUUGUAGCGGCGAUCGUUUUACUAAAUUUCAUUAUAUAGAUUCGCAGAACCGACAUUAACUAAUCAUCUUGUGAUGCGCACGUAAAUUGCGCGAAACGUAAAUGAUAAUCGACAACUUACGAGAUAUCGUUACAUACAUUUCAAUAUUCAAUCAGUUUGAAAGAGAAACAUUUAUACAAGAAUUAUCCAGAAUUCCAUAUGAUGAAUAAAACUUGCACGUACAUCGCCUGCAACAAACGAUCCGUAACCGUCAGUCAUGCGUGCGAAGCAGUUAAAGACGAUGGCUGUUUGUAAUAGACGAGCGAAUUAGACACGCGUUUUCGAAACUAACUCAAAGACAAAUACAUAUACAUAUACAUAUUUUCUUCCUUUUAAAACGAAGCACAAUGAUCCUCGUCAAGCAUGCUUCACACUUGACAGGAGCGUUAGUCAAUAAAGUUUAACUGAGAGGGAGAUAAUAAAGUGUAAUAAAAGACUAUAGUUAUAAAAAAAAGAAACAACAGGCUAAACAUGGUCAAGGUCCGACGAAACUUUGCAGUGGGCAAUAACACACAUCUAUAGGUAAAACUUAAGCGCCAACUUUAUUUAUCUGUCUAUAGCUGUACGACAACGAUAUCUCGUCACAUGUGUAACGUGUACGAUAUAAAACUAGAGAGAUAAAGAAAUAUUAAAUUGAGAGAUAUUAUCUGUAUCGUAUGAUUACAUUUUUAUGUGUAAAAGUAUUCUCAACCGCAAUUUUCAACAAUAUUAGCCAAACGAAGAAUUUCCGGUUGGUUUUAUUGAUGUUUCUUUCGAGAAUUAAAAUUUUACAAUUUCUGUGUAUUAAAAAUUUAUUUUUGCUUUAUAUAACAUGUAGUACGUAUUUCUAUGUUUGAUAGUAUGUAUGUCUUUUUUGAUUUUUUUGCUGCGCUCUUUUUUCAUUGACGAAAUUAUUGCGUGUAAUUAAUUAAUUAAAACAGUAUUCGAGUGACGAGCAAAAAGAUAAAGCUAAGUGUGAAUUGAAAUAAACGAAUUAGUCAAAGAGAAUAAUGUAAAAUUAUAAUUUGUUAGAUAUUAUGCAAUGUAUAUAUAUUUGUGAAACUACAAAAGUAUAGAUUUACAAUCUCUGUAUAUGAUAUAUUGCUCUCAAAUAUUUUUGUUUUGAGAAAAUAGGACACAAUGUUAUCCUUCCUGAGUAGUUUGUGGAUUUUAGGUUUCUAAACUCUAAACGAUUUUCUUUUGGUGGAAGUAUAAACUUGGAGACAUUUUUCUGUGUGAUGUAAAUGUUUCCCGACUGAAUAUAUUUUAUGUACAUUAUUUUAUUAUUAUUGCUCGACGAAGAAUGUAGAUCUCCGUUUCGUCGAACCUUUUCCAAAGGCCCGGUGAAUUUUUCGAUUGGCGCGUAACCGGCUCCACCCGGUAGAAUAUAUAUAAUCUGUAUAUAUAAUUGUAGUAACUGUUAUGUAGCUAAAUUGCUGGUGUUGUAUACAUGCAUUCUCUCCGUACUCGAAUAAUCUAUAAGUGCUACUGUAUAUUGUGCUGAUGUAUCAAAAAGUAUGCAAAAACACGUGUGUUGUGUGUGUAUGUAUGUAUGUCUGCAUGUGUGUGUUACGUAUGUCCCUUUUCGGUGACCUUGUCUUAUGAAAAAGAGGGUCAUUAUGAAAAGUGUGUGUCUGAUUGGUUUGGCAGACAAGUAAAUACUUCCAGCGUCCGCGAAGUCCGUUUCGCAAAUUAAUCCGAGCGUUUCAGUCCUUGCAGUCCAUCGCAAAGAGAUAGAAAAAGAGAGUGAGAGAGAGAGAGAGAGAGAAUAAUGCAAAGGUGAAGUUGUAUGCACAAACGUUUUCUUCGGAAUGCUUCGAAGUUAUUGAUCGGUACGGUUUCUCGGUAUCGAUUUUGAACUUGAACGGGUAGCGAACGACUUCUUCCCGAGAAUUUUCAAAUUCCCGUUAAUUGCACCAGUCUCAGAGAGACUGUAGAUGCAAUGAUAUUUGUCGGGUUAUCCGGCGACAGAUUCGUGUAUCCGAUUGUAAAUCACAUGUUUGAUAAAAUGAGCAGCCAUUACACGCUGUAAUGUUGCUGUAAUGGUGCUUUUUUUCUUAUAGAUAGAUCGAUACGUUCCUUCCCGCUGCUGCGUUUUCUCUUCUUUCUUUUUACGUGUGUACGUUUCUUCUUAUAAAUAAUAUCCGAGUGCCGUUCGAUAUCACUUUCAAUUUUAUACAAUCAUGACUAUAUCAUGUCACUCGCGAGUUGCAUCGCAAAGGUGACUUCCAAUUUUCUACUGCUAUGAUGGAAUCUACUAUAAUCUCGUAUAUUUUAUAAAAUAACAAAAUUUUUUUAUUGUUA
This is a messenger RNA of Camponotus floridanus (Florida carpenter ant), 5953 nucleotides long. RefSeq lists its product as uncharacterized. The record is from RefSeq and is a predicted model, not a curated record. The transcript has 13 exons. Lineage: Eukaryota; Metazoa; Arthropoda; Insecta; Hymenoptera; Formicidae. Bases 1218 to 3368 code for a protein of 716 amino acids.